Ascochyta rabiei is the source of this 1155-nucleotide messenger RNA. RefSeq lists its product as uncharacterized. The record is from RefSeq and is a predicted model, not a curated record. The transcript has 4 exons. Gene Ontology annotation, biological process: regulation of DNA-templated transcription. Bases 1 to 1155 code for a protein of 384 amino acids. NCBI's taxonomy places the organism in Eukaryota, Fungi, Ascomycota, Dothideomycetes, Pleosporales, Didymellaceae.
AUGGACGCAAGGCAACAAGACUACCCGCAGUCAGGUUUGAGCUCACCAUACCCAACCUUUCCUGAACAUCCUUCUGAGGAGACCAUUGCAGAUCAAGCAUCUGCUGCGCAAUAUCCUCCUCAAGGACAAGACCCUAGAGCUUCAAACCUCACCCCUACCUCCGAUUACAGCAGUCUUCCACCCUCUGCUCGAUCUGGGUCUUUCCCGGAAUACAUUCAACGUUCAUACCAACCAGGCGCUCAAGGACAAGCACCCGGAGGUAUGGCGCAACAACAAAGUCCGUCAAUGCCUCUCUCAGAUGGUCAAACCAAUGACCAUCAUCAACCUCACCAACUCAAGUCUGACACCGAUGUACCUAUAGAUCCAUCGAUCGCCGCCCAGACGAGCCCAACCUACCCUCAUCAGCAGCAGUACUCGCCUUACACCCCUCACCACGACAUGCAGCAUUAUCCAGGCCACCCGCAGACGCCAAUGUACGCGUCGCGUCCUGAAUGGGCUGGACAAUACCCACAGCCUGGCAUGCACUAUGGUCACCCAGCUUCAUCGGGUCCUCCAGCACCGGCAAUGGUGUCGCCCGUUCAAAGGCCGCCAACAGGAGGGCAUCCUCUGUCCACUGUAUACUCCUUCGUGCCGAUUCCAGGCGCACAGCAACACAAGCGACCGCGCCGACGUUACGAGGAGAUUGAGCGCAUGUACAAGUGCGGAUGGAACGGCUGCGAAAAGGCCUACGGUACUCUGAACCACUUGAACGCGCACGUCACCAUGCAAUCGCACGGCGCGAAGCGAACGCCUGAAGAAUUCAAGGAAAUCCGCAAGGAAUGGAAGGCCAAGAAGAAGGAAGAGGAAGCUGCGCGCAAGGCCGACGACGAACGUCAUCGCGCCGAGAUGCAGCAGCACGCGCAGCAGCAACGCGUUGCUCACGACGGUGGCCCUCCUGAGGCGCCUGUGUAUGGACAGAUGCGACAGGCGGUAGGCGUGCCAGGUCAACAGCCCUCGCACCCACAGCUCCCUCCUAUCGGGUACCAGCCGGCCGCAUCUGGCACGUCGGCUGCUCCUCAGUAUGGCACACACAGCCCCGGCCUUCCUGAAAGCAUGGCACAUUAUCCUCAGUCGCCGUAUGGCCAAAACCCCCAGAUGUAUCAACAAGGCCAUUAG